Lodderomyces beijingensis is the source of this 1338-nucleotide messenger RNA. The record is from the annotation of a GenBank genome assembly. NCBI's taxonomy places the organism in Eukaryota, Fungi, Ascomycota, Pichiomycetes, Serinales, Debaryomycetaceae.
AUGGAACCAUCUAGUGCUGCUAGCAGUGACAACGAGGCAGUUGAAGCGCCAGCGCUUGCUCCUUCAUCGAGCGACGGAGAAGUUGCAGACUCGGUGUUUGGCAGAUUUUCCGCAUUGAUGAAGGAAAUUACGGGCACAUCCACCGAUACCAAGGAGGCAUCCACGAGUACAAGUCCCGCUCCUGCAUCUUCGGAAUCCAAUGUAUUUAAAGAAGAGAAUGAACCGAAACAACAACAAGCUGAUUUGAAACCACGGACGUAUGUUGUUCUCGGGGAGAAAUUCGAUAGCGCCCACGCGGCUAAAGAACGCAUCCAACGUCUAUUGUGGCUAUCAUACCGUUGUGGGUUUGAGCCGAUACCCAAAUCUGAGGAUGGGCCGCAGCCGAUUGCAUUUUUCCCGUCUAUAGUCUUUAGCAGGCUGACCUUGAGCAACUUGAACAAUUUGAAAAGUUUGUUGGAUAAAGAGCAUUUCACGAGCGACGCAGGCUGGGGAUGCAUGAUUCGAACGUCUCAGAACCUCUUGGCCAAUGCGUUGUUGAAAUUGAACCUAGCCGCGGGCGAAGCGCACACACAGGAAAAGAUCAUUGAUUUGUUUCAAGAUAAUCUGCAGGCGCGGUUCUCAUUGCACAACUACAUCGACGCCGUGAGUGGCGAGCCGUUGAAUAUCGAACCGGGGCAAUGGUUCGGUCCCAACGCGGCGUCUCUUUCUAUGAAACGACUCACUGAAAAGAUGCAUGUGGGCAACACGAAAGCAGCCGAGGUGACGAUUCCCUUUGUAUACGUGAGCGAAAACUGCGACUUGUACGAUGAUGAGAUUGAAGGUUUGUUUGUUAAGGAGAAACGGCCGCUCUUGUUGUUGUUCCCCAUACGACUAGGCAUUGAUCAAGUCAACAGAUACUACUACCUGAGCAUAUUGCAGCUACUAUCGUCUCGCUUCAGUGUCGGUAUAGCCGGCGGCAAGCCGUCGUCAAGCUUCUACUUUAUCGGGUAUGAGGAAGACGACGAGUUGAUUUAUUUCGACCCCCACUUGCCGCAAGUCGUUGAGAGUCCCUGUCGCAUGGAAAGUUACCACACUGCUGAUUACAGCAAGUUGAAGAUUAGCAUGUUGGACCCCUCGAUGAUGAUUGGGGUGCUUUUAGAGUCGAUGAAGGAGUACCAGCAUUUCAAGCUAGAAUGCAGUGCGGCAAAGAACAAGAUUCUACAUUUCCACCCAUUGGUGACUACUGCUGCGCAAGAGUCGUCAAUAAACCAAUCUUGGGAAGAAGUGCAAGGCGAAGAGGACUUUGUCAAUCUAAGUGUGGUUAAGAAUGAAGAAGAGUUUAUAGAUUUGGGCAAGUAA